AUGUUGAUGGCACUUUUUGCUGGGGGGCACUGCCUGUUAGAAGGUGUCCCAGGGCUCGCCAAAACCCUUAUGAUUCGGACUUUGGCACAAAUUCUGGACCUUAAGUUCAAGCGAAUCCAAUUUACCCCGGAUCUGAUGCCUGCCGACAUCACUGGCACAGAUGUACUCGAAGAAGACAGAACAACCGGACAUCGCUCGAUUCGGUUUAUUCAGGGACCGAUUUUCGCAAACAUCCUCCUCGCUGACGAGAUUAACCGAACACCCCCGAAAACACAAGCCGCACUCUUGGAAGCAAUGCAGGAGUAUCACGUCACCGCUGGCGGCAACGAAUUCCAACUGGAACAACCCUUCUUUGUGCUCGCCACACAGAACCCGAUUGAGCAGGAGGGGACAUAUCCACUUCCAGAGGCACAGUUGGAUCGGUUUAUGUUCAAAAUCGUCAUCGACUACCCAACAGAGACAGAAGAGACAGACAUCGUUUCAGCAACGACCGGAGCGGAGAUUCCUGAACUUGAAACCGCACUGUCCGGGGACGCUAUCGUAGCACUUCAUAAUAUUGUGAGGCGUGUGCCCGCCGCUGACAACGUGGUGCAAUAUGCUGUGAAAAUCGCGCGUGCGACGCGUCCGAAAGAGGAAGAUGCCCCCGAUUUCAUUCAACAGUGGGUACGCUGGGGCGCGGGACCCCGUGCUGGGCAAUACCUCAUCUUAGGUGCUAAAGCCCGAGCAAUUCUACGCGGACGUUAUAACGCCUCUUGUGAAGACGUGAAAUCUGUCGCGCCCUCAGUCUUGCGCCACCGUGUUUUAACCAAUUUCCAUGCCGAGGCUGAAGGUGUUGAUUCAGACACCGUCAUCCAACGCCUACUCGAUACGGUGAAAGAACCCGCUGCAAGGUUGUAG
Molecule: messenger RNA, 897 nt
Organism: Geodia barretti
Lineage: Eukaryota; Metazoa; Porifera; Demospongiae; Tetractinellida; Geodiidae
Source: the annotation of a GenBank genome assembly